CUGGUCUCAAACUCGUGACCUCAGGUGAUCCACCCCCCUUGGCCUCCCAAAGUGCUGGGAUUACAAACGUGAGCCAAAACACCCUGCCUCUGGAGUACUCUUAUUUCUCAAGAAUUUUUGGAAGAGGAACGAAUAGGCCAAAGUCAUUUCUAAAUUGAACUGCCAUCCAGGGGUCUUCAAGCAAGAAGAGAGAACCUCAGGAGUUAGAACCAGAAGAAGCCAGGGAAGCAGUACAAUGGCUUCAAAAAUCUUGCUUAACCUGCAAAAGGAUGUGACCUGUCCCAUCUGCCUGAAACUUUUGACAGAGCCCUUGAGUCUAGGCUGUGGCCACAGCCUCUGCCAAGCCUGCAUCACUGUGAACAACAAGGAGGCAGUGACCAGCCCGGGAGGAAAAAACAGCUGUCCUGUGUGUGGUAUCAGCUACUCAUUUGAAAAUCUACAGGUUAAUCAGCAUCUGGUCAGCAUAGUGGAGAGACUCAGGGAGGUCAAGUUGAGUCAAGACAAUGGGAAGAAGAGAGAUCUCUGUGAUCGUCAUGGAGAGAAACUUCUACUCUUCUGUAACGAGGAUAGGAAGGUCAUUUGCUGGCUUUGUGAACGGUCUCAGGAACACCGUGGUCACCACACAUUCUUCAUGGAGGAAGUAGUCAAGGAAUGUCAGGAGAAACUCCAUGCAAUCCUCAAGAGGCUGAGAAAGGAGGAAGAGGAAGCUGAGAAGCUGGAAGCUGACAUCAGAGAAAAGAAAACUUCCUGGAAGUAUCAGGUACAAACUGAGAGACAAAGGAUACAAACGGAAUUUGAUCAGCUUAGAAGAAUCCUAAAUAGUGAGGAGCAGAGAGAGCUGCAAAGAUUGGAAGAAGAGGAAAAGAAGACGCUGGAUAACUUGGCAGAGGCUGAAGAUGAUCUAGUUCAGCAGAAGCAGUUGGUGAGAGAGCUCAUCUCAGACGUGGAGUGUCGGAGUCAGUGGUCAACAGUGGAGCUGCUGCAGGACAUGAGUGGAAUCAUGAAAUGGAGUGAGAUCUGGAGGCUGAGAAAGCCAAAAACUCUUUCCCAGAAACCGAAGACUGUAUUCUACGCUCCAGAUCUGAGUAGGAUGCUGCAAAUGUUUAGAGAACUGACAGCUGUCCGAUGCUACUGGGUGGAUGUCACAAUGAAUCCAGUCAACCUAAAUUUGAAUCUUGUCCUUUCGGAAGAUCAGAGACAAGUGAUAUCUGUGCCAAUUUGGCCUUUUAAGUGUUAUAAUUUUGGUAUCUUGGGAUCCCAAUAUUUCUCCUCAGGGAAACAUUACUGGGAAGUGGAUGUGUCCAAGAAAACUGCCUGGAUCCUGGGGGUAUAUUGUAGAACACAUUCCCGCAAUACAAAGCAUGUCAUUAGAAGAUGUGCAAAUCAUCAAAAUGUUUACUCCAAAUAUAGACCUCUAUUUGGCUACUGGGUUAUAGGGUUACAGAAUAAAUGUAAGUAUAGGGCCUUUGAGCAGUCUUUGUCCUCUGAUUCUGAGGUUUUGACUCUCUCCAUGGCUGUGCCUCCCUGCCGUGUUGGGGUUUUCCUAGACUAUGAAGCAGGCAUUGUCUCAUUUUUCAAUGUCACAAGCCAUGGCUCCCUCAUUUAUAAGUUCUCUAAAUGUUGCUUUUCUCAGCCUGUAUAUCCAUAUUUCAAUCCUUGGAAGUGUCCAGCUCCCAUGACUCUGUGCCCACCAAGCUCUUGAAUUUUCCCAUUUCUUCACCUACAACCCUUUGUCUUGACUCAUCUCCUGCAUCUGACUUAUCCGCAACGUUUAGACCAUUGCUUCCUUGUGGUCUCCCUCCCUUACUUUAGAACUUUCACUCAUCCUUGAGAUGUACAAUACAUUUGGCUUGAGUUAUGAGAGAUGCUUAUUUAUUCAUUGACUCUUUUUCAUAUUUUCAGAGAAAGUUAUCUAAUCCCUCUUAAAGGCACAGCAGUAUUGAUAUAACAUCCUUGCCUUCUCAUUUCUCUGUGUUUUGCUUUAUCACUGAUAUGAAGAGGCCCAGAGCCUGUUAGCCACCAUCCAUUCUACCUAGGUGGUUCAUAGGAACCAGCCCAUGACCACCACCAACAUCAACUAAAGAUUCUUGCAGAGUAUGUCAGUGUGUUGCUCAGGAUACCCCAGGUACAUCAAGGAAUCAAGGAGAGAAAAAUCUAAUCAAUAUGUGUAUUCAGAGAGAUUUUAUGUCCAGAGUAUUUCAGCUCAAACCUCGUCUCUUGUUUUCUAAUCAUGUUGAAUACUUUCUCAUUUUUUUACCUGAAAUACAAAUCGUGAUUUAAGCCUGCACCUGACAUUUUGGGCUGGAUAAAAAAAAGGAAAAAAAAAAAGACUGAACCUAUUAAGAUUAUUGUGUAAAACUAGAUGUCUCUAAAUGUAAUGCACCAAUUUAGUGUCUGGAACAUAAUAAAUAUUUGCUCUCAUGAUUACUAAAAAGUGUAAGCUGUGGUAA
Cebus imitator (Panamanian white-faced capuchin) is the source of this 2450-nucleotide messenger RNA. Its product is annotated as tripartite motif-containing protein 34. NCBI's taxonomy places the organism in Eukaryota, Metazoa, Chordata, Mammalia, Primates, Cebidae. Gene Ontology annotation, molecular function: protein binding; zinc ion binding. The coding region runs from base 236 to 1702 and encodes 488 amino acids. The record is from RefSeq and is a predicted model, not a curated record. The transcript is spliced from 8 exons.